This is a messenger RNA of Periophthalmus magnuspinnatus, 3489 nucleotides long. RefSeq names its product caspase recruitment domain-containing protein 11. Lineage: Eukaryota; Metazoa; Chordata; Actinopteri; Gobiiformes; Gobiidae. Bases 97 to 3150 code for a protein of 1017 amino acids. The transcript is spliced from 24 exons. Gene Ontology annotation, molecular function: protein binding. The record is from RefSeq and is a predicted model, not a curated record. Gene Ontology annotation, biological process: regulation of apoptotic process.
AGUUUCGCCCCGGACUGAGCUCUGUGAAGUUUAGUGGGACACAGUGGAGACCUGGAACAGCAUGAACACCCCCUCUGAGCUGGAAUAGAGACAAAGAUGAGCGGUGUGACGGACUGGGCAGAGGACGCAGACAGCGCUGCGCAGGACGAGGUGCGCUCUCCGCCCUGGACAGAGGAGCGCUGUGAGGAGCUGUGGGACCGGGUGGAGGGCGUACGACACAAACUCACCCGCAUCCUCCAUCCGGCCAAACUCACUCCAUAUCUGCGCCAGUGCAAAGUCAUCGACGAGGAAGAUGAAGACGAGGUGCUCAACUCCACACAGUACCCCCUGCGCAUCAGUAAGGCAGGACGUCUGCUGGACAUCCUGCGAGGUCAAGGUCAAAGAGGUCUGCAGGCUUUUAUGGAGUCGCUGGAGUUUUAUCACCCGGAGCAGUACACACAGCUGACAGGGGAGAAGCCCAUGCAGCGCUGCUCUCUCAUUCUGGAUGAGGAGGGUCCUGAGGGGCUGACGCAGUUUUUGCUUUUGGAAGUGAAAAAGUUGCGUGAACAGCUCAAAAACAGUCGUCUGUGCGAGCGUCGUCUGUCCCAGCGCUGUCGUAUGGCCGAGGAGGAGCGGAGUCGCGCCGAGAGGAAGGCCCACGAGCUACGCCACGACAGACUGCAGCUCGAGAGGUUGCGUCAGGACUGGGAGUCGGCGAGCCGGGAGCUGGGGAAACUGAAGGACAGACUUUUGGAGCAGGCUGUGAAGUAUUCCAGAGCAUUAGAGGACCAAGGAAAAGCCACUCAUCGAGAGAGAGAGCUGCUCAGGCAGGUGGAAGAGCUGAAGUCAAGACUGAAUGAAGCAGAUAAAUUGUCAACGGAGGCCGAUCCUGUGACUUUAUCGUCCAAAAACAGUUUGAUGAUCAGUAGUUCACAGCCGCCUCCACCUGCUCUGCCAGAGAAACCUCUGAAAUGUGUCAAACCAGACGCCACAGUCAACGGGACCCGGGAUUCAGGGGUAAUCGCUCUGAUGGACAUCCUGCAGCAGGACCGCAGAGAGGCAGCAGAGGAGAGACAGGAGCUGUGUGACAUGAUCACUGCUCUACAGGAGGAGGCGCAGAGGUGUGAGGAGCAGAUGGGCCGGCUGGAGGCGCAGUGUGCACAGCUCCAACUGAAGGUCAGCACUCUGCAGCUGGACUGGGAGACGGAGCAGAAGAGGAGUGUGUCCUACUUCAACCAGAUCAUGGAGCUGGAGAAGGAGAGGGACCAGGCCCUAAGAAGCAGGGACAGUUUGCAGCUGGAGUACACAGAGUGUCUCCUGGAUAAGAACCGUCUGAGGAAGAGAAUCGCGGAGCUGCAGGCCAGUAUGGAGCAGCAGCAGAGGGAGCUGGAGCGAGAGCGAGAGCAGAUGGACCAGAGCACGUCCUGUCUGCACUGUUCUCAUUUGUCUCUGUGGAGUGAGGACCAGUGCUACGGCCCCUGCUGCUCCCUGGACCUGAGCCCCCAGCACAACAACAACAACAACCUGCUGCUGCCAAAGACACACCCAAAAAGAAGAACAAAGGAAAACUCCACAGAUUCUCAUUCCACCUCUGAGGAAAACCUCUUGAUUUCUGCGGAAAACAGUGAAAAGGAGAUAAAUCGCCUCUCAACGUUCCCUUUCCCUCCUUGUUUAGACUCCAUCAACAGACGGUUCAACGCAGAGUUUGACUUGGAUUCUUGGGGCAGUGACGAGAAUGAAAACAUCGCUGGUGAACAAAGUGAACUGUGUUUGUGGGACUCGUUGACCUCGUUACAGUCUCAGCCCUGUCCCUCUGAUCUGACCAAAUCUCACAAACCCACUGACCAAAAUACGUCAAGUAUAUCCUCGCUCACUCCACCUUCCAGCCCGUCGACCUCUCCCGAACACAGAAAAGCCAGUCUCGCCGAUGACAUCACAAUAGUGGGAGGAAACCGCACCGGGAUCUUUGUGAGCCACGUGAAGCCCGGGUCUGCGGCCGAAAACUGUGGACUGACACCGGGCUGUGAGCUGCUGGAGCUGGAGCGUGUGCUGUUUGGCGAGGGCAGUGUGCAGCUGACCCAGUGCACUGCAGAGGUAGCACACUUUUCUCUUCAGUGGUGGACAGAACCUUCUUCACUUAAACAUCGGAGCAACGCGGAGGCCUAUGCCCAACUCUGCUCCCAGAUCAAAUCUUCUUCUUUCAUGGGGGCAGACUCAUUCUAUGUUCGUGUGAAUCUCACUAUGGAGCCGCGCGGGGAUCCUCCGUCACUGGGAGUGUCUUGUGAUGACAUCAUACACGUCACAGACACCAGACUGAACGGCAAGUAUCACUGGCGCUGUUGGCGAGUCGACCCAAACACCGCCAAGCCCCUGCAGGCAGGGACCAUGCCAAACUACAACAGGGCUCAACAGUUGCUACUUGUGAGGUUAAGAAAACUGGCACUUGAACAAAAAGACUUCAAGGCGAAAAUGUUCUCGAAGAAAUCAGCAGGACGUGUGCGCCUCGUUAAAGCUGUGGAUCCGAGCUUUCGUGGCAUUGACUCUGGUCAACAGGUUUUCUACACUCUCAGUAAACGUCAUGAGGAGCAUCUGAUUCCAUACAGUUUAGUGAAGCCGCUGCAGGUUCAAACUAAAAGACCAGUGAUUUUCUCUCCGUCUCUUCUGUCUCGGGGGCUUAUCGAGAGACUGAUGCAGCCUGCAGACUCCAGUCUGAACUUCAGCACCUGCCCCACAGAACAUAUCCCCGUUUCAGAACGAGGAGACAGACAGGUGUUCUUGUUAGAUUCGUACGCUCCAGAGCAGGCUCUGGGUGUGAGAGUGCAGUCUAUACAGGACAUAAUCAGCCAGGGUAAACACUGUUUGUUGGAGCUGGGGCUGUCCAGUGUUGAAGGCCUGUUGAGAACGGGAAUAUACCCUAUUGUCAUCCACAUUUGCCCAAAGAGCAAAAAACACAAAAAACUAAGGCAGUUUUUUCCUCGAUGUGUGGAGGACGGAGCAAUGGAGGAGGUGUGUCAUGCUGAAGAGCUGCAGUUAGAGACGCUGCCUCUGCUUUAUCACACUCUGGAGCCAAACACUUGGAGCUGCACAGAGGAGCUGCUGUCGUCGUUACGUAACGCCAUCCACAGCCAACAGAGUGCAGUAGCCUGGGUCGAACUGGACCGGCUGCAAUAAUGCACCAGACAUGGAUCUAUACGACAUACCAUGUUAAAUAAUACAUAGUUAUUAUUAUUACUCCAACCACAGCACCACAGUGACAGAAUGUCAGACCUGUGAACAUUUAGUGAAAGUAAACUGUGAUGAUAUUAAUACUUUUGCACUGUGUUUAUAUUUACAUAGUGAGUGUAUUUUCCAGGGAGCUCAGGCACAAUCAAAGACUCUGUACCUGUAAAAUAAUCAGGAGAACAUGACAUUUUAAAUUAUUUCUUUGGUUUGUGUCAGUAUUUGUGUUUAAAGAAACAUAAUUAUUGACUUUUAAUAAAAACUUUUCAAUAAAGUUGAAGCGUAAACAUC